AGAGAGUUUAAAUUGGGAACUGGGAAGGGAUUGGUAGAACAUCUCCUGCUGUAGCCUGUGUGUGCAGAGUCCUCCUCUUCUGCCUGGGCACUGGAGAUACAAAGCCAAAAAUAAGACAGCCUCUACUCCGAGAGCUUACUUACGUGUUAUUGGAACGAAGACAGCAGGCCUCUAUUUUGUUCUUCUGACCUAUUGAGUACAAUCAGCUGUUAUCCUAAAGCACUUUAAUACCACAAUUCUAAGCUGUGGAAAAUGGCGGACGUUCUGAAUGGUGAACCCUAUCCUUCCACUCCACAGGAGCUGUUCAAAAGCAUAGCAGCUCAAGGAGAAAUUGUCCGAUCAUUAAAAGCAGAAAAAGCACCAAAGGAUGAAAUUGAAUCUGCUGUAAAGCAAUUAUUGUCACUAAAAAUAAACUACAAAGAAGUUACAGGACAGGAUUAUAAUGCCGAUUCUCCUCCCACAAACUCCAGACCUAACAAGAGCGAAGAGCCUGGGACCACUGAAGGCGAAGAGGAUUUUGUAGAUCCUUGGACUGUGCAGACCAGCAGUGCCAAAGGCAUCGACUAUGACAAGCUCAUAGUUCGAUUCGGAAGCAGCAAGAUUGACAAAACACUGAUAGAUCGAAUUGAGAGGGUCAUAGGACAAAAACCACAUCAUUUCCUGCGUAGAGGCAUCUUUUUCUCUCACAGGGACAUGAACAACAUUCUUGAUGCAUAUGAAAAUAAGAAGCCAUUCUAUCUUUAUACAGGCAGAGGGCCCUCUUCUGAAGCAAUGCAUGUAGGUCAUCUCAUCCCAUUUAUUUUCACAAAGUGGCUGCAAGAUGUAUUCAAUGUUCCCCUGGUUAUCCAGAUGACUGAUGAUGAAAAAUACCUCUGGAAAGAGCUAACACUUGAGCAAGCAUAUGGCUAUACAAUAGAAAAUGCAAAGGAUAUCAUAGCCUGCGGUUUUGAUAUAAAUAAAACUUUCAUCUUCUCUGACCUGGAAUACAUGGGGUCAAGUCCAAGUUUCUAUAAGAAUGUGGUCAGAAUCCAGAAGCAUGUCACCUUUAAUCAAGUAAAGGGCAUCUUUGGCUUCACUGACAGUGAUUGCAUUGGAAAGAUUAGUUUUCCUGCUAUCCAAGCUGCCCCGUCCUUCAGCAACUCAUUUCCACAGAUUUUCAAAGAUAGGACGGAUAUCCAGUGUCUUAUUCCAUGUGCCAUAGACCAGGAUCCUUAUUUUAGAAUGACAAGAGAUGUGGCCCCAAAGAUUGGCUAUCCCAAACCAGCCUUGCUUCAUUCAUCCUUUUUCCCAGCUCUGCAAGGAGCCCAGACUAAAAUGAGUGCCAGUGACCCCAAUUCUUCCAUCUUCCUUACUGACACAGCCAAGCAGAUCAAGAACAAGGUCAACAAACAUGCAUUUUCUGGAGGUAAAGACACUGUAGAGGAACACAGACAGCUUGGGAACUGUGACAUUGACGUGUCUUUCAUGUACCUCACCUUCUUUCUGGAGGAUGAUGACAAACUCGAGCAGAUAAGACAGGAUUACACAAGUGGAGCUAUGCUCACUGGAGAGCUAAAGAAGAUGCUUAUUGAAGUGCUGCAGCCACUGAUUGCCAAUCACCAGGCCCGGCGCAAAGAGAUUACAGAGGACAUUGUGAAACAGUUUAUGACUCCAAGGAAGCUGUUCUAUGACUUUCAGUAACAUAGAUCAUAUGGACGUCUGGGUUUAUAUAUACACAAAUUCAUCAGUAAAUAUCUGCCUGAUUGUAUUGCUAUCACCCAUAGUCAUCUAUCAACUGUUAAAUAUCCUAUUUAAUUGAGACUGAGAGUUGGGAGGAACCUCUUGCAAAUUCUGUCUACAGCAUCCUUGACAAGUGGUGAUUAUCUUACCUUAUUGUCUGUAAGCCCUAUGUUACCAUGUUUCUUCCUGUGAAUUAGCGUGUACCAGCUUAAUGUGGAAAAAUUCCAUACCAUGUAAUAGUAUGUAGGCAAAAUAAAGAAUUCUAGAAGUUCAUUUCUACUACAAAAUAAAUGAAAGAAUAUGGUUUGAAGUGUUUGAAGAAAGUCGAUCAUCCAUUACCUGGUAAUCCAAGCAUUUAAAUUCACAGCAUGUUGAGAAAGGUAUGGUUUAUUAAGUGUGCAGAUGCUCAUAUUUUUUACCUAAACUAUGUCUAUCUAUGAUUUACAUUUGGUACAGAUACUGAAAAUGUCCAUUUCCAGUCUUCCUCAGUGUUCUGAAUCAAUUCUUUUAUAUCCAACUUUGGGCAAAAAUGUAAAUUGAUGUGUAGCUAGAAUCAAAACUCCAUUCCUGCUGAGUUAAAAAGUUACUUAGGAAAUCAGUAUUGGCAUUUAGUGAGUUUAAUUCUGGUGCAUGCUACUUAAGCAGAGAAUCUGCCUUCCCCUAGUACUAACAAAAAACUUUGCAAUAUGUUUGUCUCAGCUGACUUGAGAGAAAACCUUGACACAGCUCUGGUAUUGUGGGUGAUGCUUCAAAUAUCGCACUACCAGUUCUUAUGAAAUUAUCAAGUUCUUUAUUGGUAAAUUUUUCCAUUUUGUUUCCUUAAGCUGAUUUGUGCUCUCCUGCCCAUGGCUCUAUUCCAGAAAUCAUGCUUUCUUAACUAUGAUUUUCCAGUAUUUCUAAACCAAAGAAUCAGAGAAAUUUCACACUCCAUUUAUGACAAAGGAAAUAUGAAAUGAUUUUGUCAUUUUGAUUUUGAUACAUAAAAUGCUGAAAAAAUGA
Molecule: messenger RNA, 2718 nt
Organism: Phascolarctos cinereus (koala)
Lineage: Eukaryota; Metazoa; Chordata; Mammalia; Diprotodontia; Phascolarctidae
Gene: WARS1
Product: tryptophanyl-tRNA synthetase 1
Biological process (GO): tryptophanyl-tRNA aminoacylation
Cellular component (GO): cytoplasm
Molecular function (GO): tryptophan-tRNA ligase activity; ATP binding
Source: RefSeq, a predicted model, not a curated record